AUGAAAACCGCCCUAGUCACCCUCUACUCCUGCCUCGGGUUGGGUGUGCCCGCCCUGGCUGCCCUCAUGGAAAUCAUGUUGAGCAAUUCCACCUCGUGCCAGAUCCGUGGUGGGGAUGACAUUGCGAACCUUGCCUGUCGGAAUACGUGUAUUGAACAGGGCGGUGGAUGGACUGGAGGGUUCUGUGAUGAUCAGCAGAUCUGUCAUUGUACGUUUGAUAUAUCUACUAGGAAGUAGAUGAACGCAGAAAAGAAAGCAAAGCUAUGGAUUGGAGUAAGCAGGUAGAAGGAUCAUAUCAUGUCUGUCAUGAGAAUUAUGUUCAAU
Messenger RNA from Aspergillus costaricaensis CBS 115574, 324 nucleotides. RefSeq lists its product as uncharacterized. The transcript has 3 exons. The coding region runs from base 1 to 237 and encodes 78 amino acids. NCBI's taxonomy places the organism in Eukaryota, Fungi, Ascomycota, Eurotiomycetes, Eurotiales, Aspergillaceae. The record is from RefSeq and is a predicted model, not a curated record.